Messenger RNA from Peromyscus californicus insignis, 2594 nucleotides. It is a transcript of the gene Mydgf, whose product is annotated as myeloid derived growth factor. The transcript has 6 exons. Gene Ontology annotation, biological process: positive regulation of endothelial cell proliferation; positive regulation of angiogenesis. The coding region runs from base 45 to 545 and encodes 166 amino acids. The record is from RefSeq and is a predicted model, not a curated record. Lineage: Eukaryota; Metazoa; Chordata; Mammalia; Rodentia; Cricetidae.
CCGCGCCCCGUCCGCGGGCGCCUGCGCAUUGGCCCGGAACCAAGAUGGCGGCGCCCAGAGGAGCCUUCUGGACCGCCCUGCUCCUGGCGGCCGAGACGCUGACGUUGGCGGCCGCUGUGUCCGAGCCCACUACCGUGCCGUUUGACGUGAGGCCCGGAGGCGUCGUACAUUCCUUCUCCCAGGACGUAGGACCCGGGGGCAAGUUUACAUGCACAUUCACAUACGCUUCCCAGGGAGGGACCAACGAGCAAUGGCAGAUGAGCCUGGGGACGAGCGAAGACAGUCAGCACUUCACUUGUACCAUCUGGAGGCCCCAGGGCAAGUCCUACCUCUACUUCACACAGUUCAAGGCCGAGGUGCGGGGUGCUGAGAUCGAGUAUGCCAUGGCCUACUCCAAAGCUGCAUUUGAGAGAGAGAGCGAUGUCCCCCUUAAAAACGAGGAAUUUGAAGUGACCAAGACAGCAGUGUCUCAUAGGCCUGGGGCCUUCAAGUCUGAGCUCUCCAAGUUGGUGAUCGUAGCCAAGGCGGCCCGCUCGGAGCUGUGACUCUCCCCUGUCCUGGCUGUGACGUCCUCCUCAGGCUCACGGCCCCAACUGCGUGUCUGGCACACUGGUUCCCACAGGAGCUGGUGCUGCCCUGUUUACAGCUCACACUCCGGCACUCUGCUGGACUCAGCCCUGUCACCCAUCUCACCAGGGAAGGUACAGGACAUGCUGGGUGGGACCUAGGGGCCUCCUGGCGUUCCUGAAGUCAGGUGUGGUUUCUCCUCUGAGCCACAGAUGAGCAUCCCCAUCCCCGGGACUGUUUCUUACCCCACCCAAGGCACCUCCAUUCAAAAGGAGAGGAAGAGACGCAACAAAUAAAUAAAGAACUAACCACCCCAGCUGGGGCUCUGUGGGGUCAGGACUCAGACUCGGACUCCCACCACCUUCCACAGUAGCAGCAGCAGGCGCAGGCAUGUGGCUUCUCCCAAGACUGACUGUCACACAGGGCCAGCAUGGCGGGUCCCAAGGCAGCCAGUGACUUUAUAUCCACGGAAGGACUAGUCACUCUCUCCUGAAUUGCCUUGAAUCCAUCCUGCCCCUGGCAGAAGGAUCCCAGGGUGAGGCCACCGUCCCCACAGAUUCCAGCUUCAGGUGGGCUUUUGAAGUCAGAUGGAGGCUAGAUGUCGGUAGAUUUAUUUUGUGCUUCUGUCUGUGAGUCUGUGCCUUUUGUGUGCCCGUGGAGGCCGGAAGAAGGCAUCAGAUCCCCUGGAGCUGGAGUCACAGGUGGUUGUGAGCUGCCUGUGGGUGCUGGGAGUUGAACCUGGGUCCUCUGCAAGAGCAGCCGGUGCUCUGUUGAGCUGCCUUCACAGCUCCAGUAUGAAAUCUUUAAACUCAAACUAAAAACAACCUGCAGCCAAAGUGACCUACGUGAGCCCUAGUGUCUCAGGCUUUCAGAGGGCCCACCGCCCCUCAGACCUCUGGCCAAACAUGAUGUGAGGGGCCGGGCCGCCAGACAGGCCUGUGCCUCACACAGACCUUGGGGUGCUGCAGCUGUUUGGGGAAUAGUGCCCCAUAGCAAGGGCUAGCACCUUCCUGCUGCCCCAGGCGUCAAGGAGGGGACCUCUGGUAAAGGCAAGAGAAGCUCUGAGUGGGAGGCUAGCCUGGGCUACAUAGCGAGUUCCAGAACAGCUGAGACUGCACAGUGGGACCCUGCCUCAAUAAAGGGGAGCUGUCCUUUAAGUGGAACCUGAGGACAUCUCAUGCUGCGUGUGCCCUGGGAAGGACACAGCCAUCAGCAUCCUCUUAGGGGCCUGAGGCUCCAGGGGCUCCAGUACCUGGGUGUAGGUGGCAUAGUCCUAGCCUCACGCCCCUAGGUUAGAAAGGUCACAGGAUGCGGUGAUGGCACUGGCUACCUGGCUCCUCCUGCGUGCCUUUGAUAGUCCCCAGCUGUCACAAGGAAACAGUGGAUAGAACUGGGUGCUGGGACACAGUGGCCCUUUAAUAUUUAAUCUUAUAUUUCUGGGGGAAAUUUUUGUGCUAGGAAUGAUCCUAAUGCCUCAAGCACAGGAGGCCAGUGAGGCCCCAGCCACGUUGAGACCCUCCAAUCAUCUUACUGGAAGCUACAGCCACCAGCCUGUGACAAGCCAAGGGAACUCAGUGGAACCUGGGGGGUGUCUAUCCCCAACCUGUCAUCCCUGGGCUGGGCAGGGGAGGGGCCUCUGACAUUUGUGUGGAUGUCUUAGUCUGUCUGUGGGUGCCAGAGAGCCAAGGAGCACAGCACAGGUCACAGGACUGCUUGUGGGACCUGGCUCUCCUCCAUGUGGCCACCAGCAUAGACAGACUCUGGACGUCAGGCUUGGCAGCAAGCUUCUCUACCCUCUGACCCAAGUCACCAGCCCCACAACAGCUUUAAAGAUUUUUCCCUCCCAGGCCUGGAAGCAUAGGCCUGUGAACCUAAGCAUUCAAGCAGCUGAGGCAGGAGGAUUGUGAAGUCCAGGCACCCUGAGAAUCUAAACCUAAAAAGGAAAUAAGGCUGGCUUGGUGGCAGAGCUGAUGUACAGCACACACAGGCCCAGUGACACACAGUAAUAAAGUGACGUGUCCCUCGCG